Messenger RNA from Ornithorhynchus anatinus (platypus), 3530 nucleotides. It is a transcript of the gene DNAAF5, whose product is annotated as dynein axonemal assembly factor 5. The coding region runs from base 13 to 2577 and encodes 854 amino acids. Gene Ontology annotation, biological process: cilium movement; inner dynein arm assembly; outer dynein arm assembly. Gene Ontology annotation, molecular function: dynein intermediate chain binding. The transcript has 13 exons. The record is from RefSeq and is a predicted model, not a curated record. NCBI's taxonomy places the organism in Eukaryota, Metazoa, Chordata, Mammalia, Monotremata, Ornithorhynchidae. Gene Ontology annotation, cellular component: cytoplasm.
GGCGACGCGGCCAUGGAGGAGGCGGCCAUGGCGGCGGGGUCGGGGAGCUCGGAGGACGAGGCGGAGGGCGGCGGGGCGGAGGAGCUGAGGCGGGCGCUGAGCCGCCUGCUGCCCUUGCUGGAGCAGGAGGGCAAGGCGGCGCGGGCGCGGGCGCUGGAGGAGCUGCGGCGGGAGCUGGAGGACCGGCCGCCGCCGCCCCGCCGCGCCUUCCAGGCCCUCUUCUCCGGGCCGCUGCUCGACCGGCUGCUCCUGCGCCUGGCCGACCCCGCCGACGGCUGCCGCGCCCUGGCCGCCCGCCUCCUCCGCCUGGGGGUCCUCCGGGCCGCCCGGCCGCACCGCCUGCUGCCCCGCCUGCUGCCCGCCCUGGCCGGCAGGCUGCGCGGAGGAGGCGGCCCCGGCCCCGGCCCCGCCGAGCCCUGCGAGGAGCUGCGCCUCGACCUCGUGCGGCUGCUCGGCCUCCUCGCCCGCCGCUGCGGGCCCCGACUCCGCCCCUACCUGGACGACGUGCUGGCCGCCCUCGCCCGCUCCCUGGGCGACCCCUUCCCCGAUGUGCGGAGGGAGAGCUGCGCCGGGGCUGAGGCCUGCGCCAGGGCCCUCCCCGAUGAUUUCCAUAUGCAUUCGGAAACCUUGAUAAUCCCCCUGAUGCAGACGAUUUCACACCAGCAUUCCAAGGUGCGAGUAGCUGUGAUCGAGGCCACGGGGACGGUGAUUCAGUUUGGCAAUGGAAAAUCGGUAGACGAUGUUCUUGCUCAUUUUGCACAGCGGCUCUUUGACGAUGUCCCCCAGGUUCGAAAAGCUGUGACCAGUGUUGUUGGGAACUGGCUAUUAGAUCUUCGAGACAGAUAUUCUUAUUUUCACAAGCUUAUACCUUUACUGCUGAGCAGCUUUAACGAUGAAAUCCCAGAGAUAAAGCAGUUGGCUUUCGACCUCUGGGAGAAGAUCGGCUUGCAGUGGCAAAAAGAGAAUGAAGAUGACCUAAAGGAUAAACUUGACUUUGCUGCUCCACCACCCUCUCAUUACCCCGAAGGAGUAAUUCGCCCAGGAUUGGGAUGUAGAGAACUUGUUUUCAGAAAUCUCUCCAAGAUUCUUCCAGCUAUCUGUCAUGAUAUAACCGAUUGGCUAGCAGGAACCAGAGUAAAAGCAGCACAACUUCUGACUGUUUUAUUACUACAUGCCGAAGAUCAUAUUACCCAGCACUUAGAAAUAGUGCUCAGAACCUUAUACCGGGCAUGCUCAGAUGAGGAAAAGGUGGUUGUAAGCAGUUGUGCAAAAUCAGCAGAAUUGAUUGGAACAUUUGUCAAUCCUGAGGUGUUCUUGAAGUUAAUCUUAGCAGCGCUGGAGAAAUCACCCCUUCCUCCAUAUCUCAUGGUCCUUGCUGCAGUUAUUAGAGGAUGCUCUAGAGAAGACCUUAAACUCCAUAUAAAUAGCAUUGCCAACACACUGUCACAGACACAAAUUUGUCAAGGCUCUGAGGAGGUUAUUUACAUGGAGCAGUUGCUUUGUUGUGUGCAAGCUUUAAUUAAAGUGGGAAAAGAAGACUGCACAGAGGCCAGCUUACCGCUCAUGGAAGUUUUAGUGACAAUAAUGGCAAUCCCUGGGGUUGCAAGCCUUCAUGAAAAGCAGGUUCAGGAAACAAUGACUUCAUUAGCUGUGGUGCAGAAGAUGGAUGGCAUUCUGGAUCUCUAUAGACAACAUAUAGAUCAGCUUAUGGAAUGGUUGUCUUCAUCACAUGAUCAGUGGAACUGUUACUCAUUGGAGCUGUUGCAGUUUGAAGUAGUUGUCACUCAGUCAGGUCCUGUAUUAAGUGAAGCUCUUCAUCACUUCAUUUCCAUUCUUAAGACAUGUCUUCAGCCAACCAAAGAUCCAAAAAUGCGCUUAAAGCUUUUCACUGUUUUAUCACAACUACUACUGAAAGCAAACAAUUCUGUUAACUCACAAGGACAAUUUCAUGAAUACCUUGAGACUAUGAUAAAAGACAUAUUGGUUCCAAAUCUGCAGUGGCAUGCUGGAAGAACAGCAGGUGCCAUCCGAACCACAGCCGUAUCGUGCCUUUGGGCUCUUAUUUACAGCGAGAUGCUGUCAACAGAACAGGUUUUGGAAGUCCAAGAACUGUUGCUACCUCAGAUCAUCACCACUCUGGAAGAAGAUUCUAAAAUGACUCGGCUACUGUCAUGCCGGAUUAUUAGCAUAUUUUUAAAAUCCUGUGGGGAUAUGAUUGUUCCUGAUAAGUUACUCAAGAUUUAUCCUGAGGUCCUGAAACGAAUGGACGAUGCUUCAAAUGAAGUACGAACAGCGGCAGCUAGCACCUUAAUUAGCUGGCUUAAAUGUAUCCAAAAUGAUGAUGGAAAAUUUGUUUUUCAAAGCAAUAUUCAAUUUCUUUAUCAAGAGUUAUUGGUUCAUCUUGAUGACCCAGAUAAUGGCAUCCAGAAUGCAGUGUUAGAGGUUUUAAAAGAAGGAAGUGUGCUGUUUCCAGAUAUACUGGUGAAAGAAAUUGAGUCAGUCAAACAUAAGCAUCGAUCUCCAGUCUUCUGCGAGGAACUACUACAGCACGUGCAGGCAGAUGGAGUUGCCUUCUAAGUAUGGAGUACUGAAAGUUGUAACUUGAAAAUUGUUUCUGGAAUGUAAAAUAUUUGUUAAACUCUUGGCUUUUUCUGGAUUGGAGUUAGUGACUUUCAAUUUUAACCAAAAAUUAUACAUUUUAUCAAUAUACCAUAGAAACCAAAGGAUGAAAUAAAAAGAAGGUGGAUGUUUUAUGCUCAUUCAGUAGCCCAGGAAAACUCAUUUAAUGUUGUCCGGCAAACAUUUUGAAUAUCUGAUUGUUUUUCAAAGAGCAGUUUAAAUAUUCAUUAAAUGACCUGUGUCAGAUUCAUAAAAUUCACUCAGAAUUCUGCUGUUUGCAUGGUUGAAAUUAAAAUUAAAUGGCAGUUACCAACAUUGGCAGCAAAAUCCGUCCUGUUUCCUGUUAAACUUUUAUGCUCUGCUCGGUUCCUGGAACUACUGGUCCCACCUUGUGCAGAGAAAGAGCAGGUAAUGUGCUGGUGAUGGUUCACUUUCCAUCGUAAGAAAGAUAUUUCAUCGUAGUUAUUAUGCUUUGGAUUUAGUAGGUUACUAAUGUUCAAACUCGCCAAUGUUAAAAAGAUUAUGGUAUUCUGAAAUGCCAUUUGGAAAAUAUUACAAAUUGGGUUCUGUAUACUAAUAAAUAGGAAAGUGGAAAUUCUAAAAAUGUCAAUAUUUAAGAGCCCCAGUUUGGAAGCAUGAAAGGAGGAUUGGGUUCUUUUUUUGCUGAUUUAUGAACUAGAAAAAUAUAGUAUUUUUAAUUUUUACAUUUAUUUUAAUAGAACUACUGAUUUUUUGAACUUUCAACACCAGAGUGCUUUGUAGAUUUGAAUGUUUAAAAUAUAAAGUAUUUUUAUUACCCUAACAAGCAAGUAUGCCAUGUGUUUUUGAGUGACUUGAUUUUUCAAGAAUUAGAUUUUGACAUUUUAAGUCCCAUAUUGUUGAAAAAUUUCAUUAAAAUAUUUUAUAUUUGA